AUGCCGUCAAUAGAAGCCAGCCUCAAGGCUGCAAAUGCCGAAUCCGAUGCAUCGCCCAACAGAACAGAUCGCAAAUCUGCAGACGCCGUCUUUCUUUCCACCGGCAACCUCUCCUCGGAACUCAGUCGCGUCAACUCCACGCCGCUCUCCUCCGAAGCUAUCGUCGCUCUCGGUCUGCCAUCCUCCGCCUCCUCUUCAGGCUCACAAGACCCGCUCAGUGAGCCUUCGCCCAUAACCAUGGCUCCACCGAAACCUGGCCCAGCAGAUACGCUGUAUCCCAGCCCAUCUGGGGGCUUUGUGCCUUCACCGGAGGAAGGUCAGGACUGGAGACUCAAACCUCCGCCGACUGGACGCAAAACCAAGGCCCCAGCAUCCUCGUCCACUACUCCGCUAUCAACACUUGCGCUCCCGUCAAAAGCAGAAGCCAGCGCCAAGCCCUCAACUUCCGGGCUCAGUCCAACAACACCUGCCUCGAACGCGUCCACACCAACACGUCCGCCAUCGCUACCGUCGUGUCCAGAGACAGCAUCCAAGAUCGCCAAUGCCUCGUCCAGCUCGGUAUCAAGGCGAAGCUCGCAAGCCUCAACUUCAGUCGCAUCGCCUCAAAUGCGUCCCAGCUCGAGCUCGUCCAGCUCGCGUCACCGCCUCAGCACAGCCAUUUCUCCACUCGAACCUGUAUCCACAGCCGCAGAUGCGUUACAAGCCUCUUCUUCUCGGGGCUCUAUCGCGUCGCAAUCUGGCCAAGAAGCCAAUACGCUUCGCAGUGCAAAGUCAUCACGGCCCGGUUCCACCGCCAGCUACCAGACCGCCCGCAACGACAGUGCCAAAGACGAUGAUGGCUUCUCGAUAAAAGUACGAGACUUUGCUUUUUCGAGUGACGAUCCUCGCCAUCAUGGUCAUCCGCUUGCGGAACCUCAAUCAUUUGGAGAUGACGGCGAGUACACCGGCGAGCACGGUCAAGACGCCGACGCCGACGAACACGAAUUCCAUAUCGAAGGCGCAGACGACGAAGACGAGUUUGACGGCGACGAAGGCGACAAUUCCAGCGUGCCCGAGGGUGUGUACAAUGUGCUCUACCAGUUCGACCCUGUGUCAGAGCAUGAGCUAGCCGUUGCGCCUGGCGAUGUCGUCCACGUCGUUGGUUCGCUCGAAGGUGGCUGGGCUAUCGCGGUCAAGGACGGCGACGAGAGCGUCAAGGGUCUUGUUCCUGCUACUUAUAUCGAAUGGUCUGCACCGCUGCCUGAAUGA
Molecule: messenger RNA, 1248 nt
Organism: Sporisorium graminicola
Lineage: Eukaryota; Fungi; Basidiomycota; Ustilaginomycetes; Ustilaginales; Ustilaginaceae
Exons: 2
Coding region: 1-1248 (415 amino acids)
Molecular function (GO): protein binding
Source: RefSeq, a predicted model, not a curated record